CUUUGUGGUCUAGCUCGACAUUCCAUCUUGAGACUAUAAGUGACAUCCAACUUGUGAGCGAGACCGUCUUCACCCUCAAACUGUACAGUCGCAUACUUGGCACAUAGAUCUAUAAGUGCUUUUAAUUGAAGCUACUUGGAAUACCGAAUCUGGUCGAAAGAAUGGACUUGACUGCGUUACAUACCACUCUUCUUUGUGUCGGGUCCUACCUUCAUCCAUUUCAAAACUACUUUGGUUUUACGGACUUAAGUAUAUUCCUCUAAAUAUCAACUUCAACUCUGUGAUAGGAGUCAGGUCAUAGAAAACGAUAGUGAAUAUGAAGCUUGAAUGACAGACAAGAUAGACAUAAUAUAUCAGGGAAGGAGAACCAAAUAUAUCAAGAAAGAAAUGUCCAAUUUUGAAGGACAAAUAUAACAGGCAGAGUGAAAACUCAGAAGAUAUAUACAGAACGUAACAAAGUUUCUGAAUCUCUUGGAAACGGGAACAAAGAGAGAAUUGAGAGCUGGUGUUCUUGGUUGUAUUUUCGUAAAUUUCGUCAAACUUACAAUACAUGUAGGAAUUGGCCACCAAGUAUAGUUUGUAUUAGACAACACUCGGCAAUCUGAACAUCUAGUCAUUAUAUAUGAAAACUGUAUCGUUUGUUAACUCAAUAUACUUAACAAAGAGCGGAAAAUACAGUAAAAGAGUCAUCACAAACCAACUCAAGUGUAGUGGAAAAGUCAUCACACACACUAAAUUUAAUUUAGUGAGAAUGAUUACACACCAACUGAAGUCCAGUGCAUGAAAGAGACAUUAGACCAACUGCAGUCCAGUGCGUGAAAGGGACAUUACAGGCCAACUAAAGUCCAGUGAAUGAAAGAGACAUUACAUGCCAACUGAAAUCCAGUGAAUGAAACAGACAUUAGACCAACUGAAGUCCAGUGCAUGAAAAAGACAUUACAGACUAACUGCAGUCCAGUGCAUGAAAGAGCCAUUACACCAACUGAAGUCCAGUGAAUGAAAGAGACAUUACAGACCAACUGAAGUAUAUAUCACAGGAGAGAAAUUACGGGCCAACUCAAUUCCAGAUCAUAGGAGAGACAUUGUAGACCACCAUAAGUCCAGAUAAUAUGAGAGACAUUGCAGAAAGUCCAGUGAAAAAGUGAUCGCAGACCACAACUCUGCCGCAAAAUAUACAACCGGCUUUCAUUUUGUUUAAAACUCAAUCGGUACCUCACAUCAAAGGAAGAGAAUAUUAGAAAAUUGUCACUAAACCAUGUUUAGAAACCUUAUACCUUUAGUUAGGUAAUUAGGUCACUCAUUAUAGUUAAGUUCGUUUGUUGAAAUCAACGUAAUGAUGUGAACGCUUUCUUCAAGAAGCAAUAAAACACGAAAGACAAGAGUAAUGAUUAACAACAAUCGAAUGAUAUCUCACAGUAGUAGUUAGUAAACAUCUGGUACAUAUAUUGUUCUUUUCUAAGAAUCACCGAAUCUACACGUAACUGUUCUGUGAAUAUUGAAUGAUUUUCCUUUAACUGCGGUUAAAGAUAGUUAAUACAUUAACUUAUUCCAACAUAUGUAUUCUAAUAUUCUGUGCUUGUUUAGAUAACACUUUCCGAGUUGAAGCAGAUAACAACGAGUGAAUGUAAAAGGCAAUACCUAUAUCUUCAGCUUACUUGUCAUUAACCUAAUCGAGCACACGCUUCGAAGUGAAACUGACUCCAAAGCUAGAGGAACGUUGCACAAAGUAUCAAAAGAAUGAACUAUUUUAUAAUUUAAAGAAACGGUGAGAAAGAAGCUGAAACUAAGACACGCCUUUAUGUUGUGAAUCAAAAAUUACGAAAAAUAAUAAAAAAAUGUUGCCGUUACUUAGUUACCAUGAAAGAGCUUGUUGGUGUGGCAACCGACUUGAGUUAGACUGUUGAGAAAUCUCUGGCCCAAUCACAGAGCUUAGAAGAUAUAUCAAUCUGGCCAGAAUUAAUAAUCGGUGUUCUAACUACUAUAAUUCACUAUACGACUGGCUGGUGGAGGAAUCGUGAAGAACAUCAGCUUAAGAACAGGUAAUUAAGUUGAUCAGACCAUCUGUAGCUUAUACACGGUUGUAUGUGACUUUUUCAAGGGCCACUUUUGGAAAAAAAGAAUUUGCGCGGGAAUUUAUCAUCACGAUUAUUUUAUGGUUUGUAGCUAUUGAAAAUCACGUAAGAUCGUUUAAACGAAGGGUUUUCCAGUCUCAUCCAAGCCUAAUUACGUACGUAGUUCUUCGUUUCAGACUACUAUGGCCACGUAUCUAUGUAAUAGUUCUGGUUCGCCGAUAGAUGGCAGCCCUAACUGCCAGGGUGACAACCACGAAGCAAGAAAACUUACACCGGGAGAGUCGACGUCGGAGUCAGGCACCCCUAAGAAACAAAAUCUGACAUUUUCAAUUGCAAAAAUCAUGGAAUCUGAACCUGAAAGACGUAAAUGUGUUAAGCCUAAUGUGUAUUUAGAGGAAGUGUUUGAUAAUUUUAAGCACCAUCUUGGUAAUCCAGUGUUUACUAACAGUGCUACUCCAUGUAAUCCAACGAGUCCUUUAACGAAUACUCUGUUUUCCACAGGAACAUUAAAUGUAUCUCCUUAUUCAUUUUUUAUUAGUCCUUUUGGACCUCGAUAUCCAGAAGUGCGAUACGGUCCAGAUGUGAAAGGAUUGUCUCCAGGCGCCACAUUAGACUCUACUUGUGAAAGUUCUUUUAAGAAACUGGGAUCUACCAUUGGUUUAAGAGACGUCCCUUAUUUAUCCCCUCGUGCAGUUGAGAGCAACUCUAGGUUUCCCCAAAUGAGAGCUCAAGACCUACUACGUCAAUAUGGCAUUUUAUACUCACUCUAUCCUUCCCAAUCGGUAGCACAUAUCAUGAACAUGCGCAGUUUCGGAUUUAGGCCUGAUCAUGAGCGAUCUCUAUCUCUGUGGAGGAAUUCACCCCAAUCUCAGGACGAUGCCUUUUUUCAGGUUAUUCGACCACAACCUGUGAUCCCUUCAACGGGCUGCAACAUGACUACACGCCCGUCAAGGGGUCAAGAAAAACAGCAACAGGCAACUUUUCUGACGAAUUCCGAAGAUAACGUUCCAAUGGUUUCCUCUAUUAAAAGUCCACGAAAUUCUGAAAACACUGUAUCUAACUCUAACAGUAGUGGUUUUCAGACAACAGUUUCCUCGCGAGGAAGAAGAAUCACGAACAAGCAGAAAACAUUUACUUGUACAGAAUGUGGGAAAAUAUUUAAUGCUCAUUACAACUUAACUCGUCACAUGCCCGUACACACAGGAGCCAGACCUUUUGUGUGUAAGGUGUGUGGGAAGGGAUUCCGUCAAGCUAGCACUUUGUGUCGCCACAAGAUCAUUCAUACAGAGGAGAAACCGCAUAAGUGUCACACUUGUGGAAAGGCCUUCAACCGGAGCUCCACCCUAAACACGCACAUUAGGAUCCAUGCUGGUUAUAAACCAUAUGUGUGCGAGUUCUGUGGCAAGGGUUUCCAUCAGAAGGGUAACUACAAGAACCACAAGUUAACGCACAGUGGCAACAAGGCCUACAAGUGUUCCGUGUGUAACAAGGCAUUCCACCAGGUCUACAAUCUUACCUUUCACAUGCACACACAUAACGAUAAGAAACCCUACACGUGCAAAGUCUGCGGCAAGGGAUUCUGCCGAAACUUCGACUUGAAAAAACACAUGCGGAAAUUACACGAAAACAUCAAUUCAACGACAGCUGCCACCAGUGGCUCUACCGUUGUUAAUGCUGUCGCUAGUAGCGCCCCCUCCGUGAACGAGAAUUUUGUUAACCCUUUUUUUGUCCCACCGAGUACUAAUAGUUACAUAGAACAGCUAUCGGGAAUUAUCUAAUAUACAAAUUAGUGAUUGAUUUAUUAACAAUUUGACCUUU
Limulus polyphemus (Atlantic horseshoe crab) is the source of this 3890-nucleotide messenger RNA. RefSeq names its product zinc finger protein 557-like. Bases 2255 to 3850 code for a protein of 531 amino acids. The record is from RefSeq and is a predicted model, not a curated record. Lineage: Eukaryota; Metazoa; Arthropoda; Merostomata; Xiphosura; Limulidae. The transcript has 2 exons.